GGGUGCCUCCAGCACCAGGGACUCAGCUCCUGCCUUUUCCUCCCCUGUUCAAGCUGGCUGGUGGUGGUUUGACCCCAGGAGCAGCAGAACGAUGGGCAACUGCUGCCAGGGUUUGUGCUGUGUGAUCCCAAGUCAAAGAUUCAUCUUUCCACCAGAAAAAUCCUUUAAUUUCCUGCCAGUGCCCACAGGGCGGUUUCUUGUUCUUGCAUUAGUACAGAAAAGUAACUGAAACAUCUUUUUCAUCUACACAGAAUCAAUCAUUUAAUAACUUCCUGUUCAAUGUGCCCUCCAAAAAAAUCACAGCUCCUGACUCUUUUAUUACCUGGUCACACCUAUUAUAUUUCAUUUAGGAGAAUUUGAGUAUAUUAACGAGUGCCAUUUAGCCUUCUGCAGCAUCAUAGUGCUUUUCCUCUGAUUUCACAUCUCCUGCCACUGUAAUACCUCAUUUACAUUGCUGUGUGCACAACAGAUGUCCUCAGUGAUGACUUGAUCUUUCCUCCUAAAUCUCUGUGUGCAGGAUGUGUCAAAUUGUAUUUUUUAAUGUAGAUUAUCUUGUACUUUCAUGGAUUGAAUUUCAUGUUGCUAAGUUACCUAUUUUUUCUAGUUUGAGGUUAUUGUUUGGUUGGGGGUAUUUUUUGUUGUUUUUUUUUGCCUGCCUUGUCCUCUUUCCUGAUUGACCUACAUAAUCCUCUGUUAUCUGCAGGUUAUUAUGUCCUGCCCUUUACCAGGUCACCAGAACAGCAAACAGUGCCAGCUCUGGGCCUUGGAGCUCACAGCUGGGAAUCUCCUCCCUGGAGCAGUGACUCCUUUGUUGUGAUCCCCAUCUGUGGCUGGAGUUUGUUCCACGUGCCAUGGCUCAGCUGCCCUGCCCUGCUGAGCCCCAUCCUGUGCCCGCUGUGCUGUGACCUGAGCCAUGAGGGACAGAGCGAGGCACUGAGGGCCAUCAACGCUGCUGCCCACCUCAACAGGAUUGCUGUUAAAAAGGCCCCAGAAGAUGUGAGGGAGCCGGCGGGGCCGGGGCCGUCGUCACCAUGGCCAAGAGGGGCUCCAGCAGCCGCGCCAGGGGGGACAGGCCCGACGCCCUGGCUGCCCUGCAGGCUGCCAACGAGGAGCUCAGGGCCAAGCUCACCGACAUCCAGAUCGAGCUGCAGCAGGAGAAGAGUAAGGUCAGCAAGUUGGAAAGGGAGAAAAAUCAGGAAGUGAAGCAGAUCAAGGAGCACGAACAGCAUAAAAGCACCGUGGUGGUGACAGAGCUCAAAGUCAAACUUCAUGAAGACAAAAUGAAAGAGCUCCAAGCUGUUCGAGAAACACUUCUGAGACAGCACGAAGCUGAGCUACUCAGAGUAAUAAAAAUUAAAGAUAAUGAAAUCCAGAGGCUGCAGACCCUGCUGAACGCCGUGCGGGACGGGGCCCCGGACAAGGUGAAAACGGUGCUGCUCACCGAGGCCAAGGAGGAGGCCAAGAAGGGCUUCGAGGUGGAGAAAAUCAAAAUGCAGCAGGAGAUUUCUGAGCUAAAAGGGGCUAAGAAACAGGUGGAGGAGGCUCUCACGAUGGUCAUCCAAGCUGACAAAAUCAAAGCAGCAGAGAUCAGGAGCGUGUAUCACCUGCACCAGGAGGAGAUCACCAGGAUCAAGAGGGAGUGCGAGAGGGAAAUCCGCAGGCUGAUGGAGGAGAUUAAGUUUAAGGACAGAGCAGUCUUCGUGCUGGAGAGAGAGUUAGGGGUGCGAGCCGGGCAUGCUCAGAGACUGCAGCUCCAAAAGGAGGCUUUAGAUGAACAACUGUCCCAGCUCAAAGAGUCUGACCGGCACCUGAGCAGCCCCAAGCGGGAACUUCCUUAUGCAAGUGGUGCAGGAGACGCUUCAGAUCAUUCGGGAAGCCCCGAACAGCAGUUGGAUGAAAAGGAUGCCCGGCGCUUCCAGCUGAAAAUCGCGGAGCUGAGCGGGAUCAUCCGCAAGCUGGAGGACAGGAACGCGCUGCUGUCAGAGGAGAGGAACGAGCUGUUGAAACGUCUCAGAGAAGCAGAAAGUCAGUAUAAGCCCAUUUUGGACAAAAACAAGCGCCUCAGCAGGAAGAAUGAGGAGCUGUCACAUGCCUUACGUCGAAUGGAGAAUAAAUUGAAAUUUGUGACGCAGGAAAAUAUUGCGAUGAGGCAAAGAACUGGAGCAAUAAGGAGACCGAGCUCCCUAAAUGACCUUGACCACAGCCAGGAAGAAAGGGAAGUGGAUUUCCUGAGACUACAAGUUAUUGAGCAGCAAAACAUCAUUGAUGAGCUCUCCAAGACCCUGGAGACUGCUGGCUAUGUGAAGAGUGUCAUGGAGCGGGAUAAGCUGCUAAGGUUCAGGAAGCAAAGGAAAAAAAUGACAAGAAUUCCUAAGAAGCCAGUGGUGGAGACGUUCUAUGGCUAUGAUGAGGAGGCUUCCCUGGAGUCUGAUGGUUCCUCCAUCUCCUACCAAACGGACCGGACUGACCAGACCCCCUGCACGCCUGAGGAUGACCUGGAAGAGGGCAUGGCCAAGGAGGAGACGGAGCUGCGGUUUCGGCAGCUGACCAUGGAGUACCAGGCGCUGCAGCGCGCCUACGCCCUGCUGCAGGAGCAGGUCGGGGGCACCCUGGAUGCAGAGAGAGAGGUCAAGACUCGUGAGCAGCUCCAAGCAGAAAUUCACCGCUCCCAGGCUCAGAUAGAAGACCUGGAGAAGGCUCUGGCUGAGCAGGGACAGGACAUGAAGUGGAUUGAGGAGAAGCAGGCAUUGUACAGAAGAAAUCAGGAACUGGUAGAAAAGAUAAAGCUGCUGGAGGCGGAGGAGGCUCGUCUCAAACACGACGUGCAGGACGCCAAGGACCAGAACGAGCUGCUGGAGUUCAGGAUCCUGGAGCUGGAGGAGAGGGAGAGGAGGUCCCCUGCCAUCAACUUCCACCACGGCCCCUUCACGGAGGGGAAGAGCCCUCUGCAGGUGUACUGCGAGGCCGAAGGUGUAACAGACAUUGUAGUAGCAGAGCUGAUGAAAAAGUUGGACAUUUUAGGGGAUAACGCCGUAAGUAACCUGACCAACGAAGAGCAGGUGGUCAUCAUCCAGGCCAGGACUGUCCUCACGCUGGCUGAAAAGUGGCUCCAGCAGAUCGAGGUGACCGAGUCUGCCCUGCAGCAGAAGAUGCUGGACCUGGAGAACGAGAAGGAGCUGUUCAGCAAGCAGAAGGGCUACCUGGACGAUGAGCUGGACUUCAGGAAGCAGUCCCUGGACCAGGCUCACAAGCAAAUUCUGGAAUUAGAAGCCAUGCUCUAUGAUGCCCUGCAGCAAGAAGCUGGAGCCAAAAUUUCCGAACUUCUUUCAGAAGAGGAGAAGGAGAAGCUGAAGAGCGCGGUGGAGCAGUGGAAGCGGCAGGUGAUGAGUGAGCUCCGCGAGAGGGACGCACAGAUCCUGAGGGAGAGGAUGGAGCUCAUUCAGCACGCACAGCAGAGAAUUAAAGAGCUAGAAGAAAGAAUUGAAGGCCAAAAAAGACAAAUAAAAGAGUUAGAGGAAAAGCUUUCAUUCUUUGGUCAUAGUUCUUCAGGCCACAUGCACAAGCCCCCUGAGGCCGCUGCAGCUGCUCCUGCUGUUGUUCCCGGAGGGACAGCCCUGCUUCCCAAGCCCCACACAGAGACUUUGUCCUUCCCACACCCCCAGAUGUGUCUCAUCCUCUGCUGCUGGCCAUGGGAGGCACAGGCUGCGGCUCCUGGGGCUGUGUGAGCCCCCAAAUCCCCCCGGGGGGAUUGCAGAGGACAGAACUGAGGCAGCAGGGCAAGGCAGGAGCUCUGCUCCUCCUGUCCUGGAGCUGGCCAGGCC
Messenger RNA from Parus major (Great Tit), 3821 nucleotides. It is a transcript of the gene JAKMIP3, whose product is annotated as Janus kinase and microtubule interacting protein 3. Gene Ontology annotation, molecular function: microtubule binding; kinase binding. The transcript has 24 exons. Bases 1032 to 3725 code for a protein of 897 amino acids. NCBI's taxonomy places the organism in Eukaryota, Metazoa, Chordata, Aves, Passeriformes, Paridae. The record is from RefSeq and is a predicted model, not a curated record.